UCUCAAGAAAUAUUUGGGCAGCGACUCCGAAACGACUCUUCUUGGGGAAAAUCAGCGUGGACUCGUGAUUCCGCGGAUUCGGUGUCUUUCUCUGUAUCCGCGGAAACAAAUCCGCAGAUUUUGGCGUGUUCAAAGUUCCGCCAUUUCUCCUCUCUUCCUUGUUGCUGUAGUGUUCAUUUCAUUGAUUCUUGAUGGGAACUCCGGAAUUCCCCGAUCUGGGAAAGCAUUGCUCCGUCGUCGAAUGCCAGCAGAUCGACUUCUUGCCAUUCACCUGCGAUAGCUGCUAUAAGGUGUUUUGUUUGGAGCACCGAAGCUACAUUAAACACAACUGUCCAAAAGGCGACAGACAAAAUGUCACUGUUGUCAUCUGCCCCCUCUGUGCCAAAGGAGUUCAUCUAAUUCCAGAUGAAGAUGCCAAUAUUACUUGGGAGAGGCAUGUUAACACUGAUUGCGACCCUUCAAAUUAUGAGAAAGCCACGAAGAAGAAAAAAUGUCCUGUUCCUGGGUGCAGGGAGGUCUUAACAUUUUCGAACACAAUCAAGUGCAGGGACUGCAUGGCAGACCACUGUUUGAAGCACCGAUUUGGACCUGAUCAUAAGUGUCCUGGACCUAAGAAAGUGGAGGCAGGUUUUCCUUUUAUGGGUCUAUUAAAUAGAAGUAGAACAGAAACACCAAAGCGCAACCAUGCUCCUGCCACAUCUUCCCCCAAUUGGGGUAGUAGCUUUCUUAGUGCAGCUUCAUCUUUCAAAGCCUCAGCUUCAGCCGGUGUUGCAAAAUUGACUAAUGAACUUGGCCAAAAGUGGCAGACAACAAAAGAUGGAGUGGGGCAGAGCAGCAGCGAGGGUAGUAGAAGCGGGCAAGUGGAGGAGUGUCCGCAAUGUGGUGCUAAGUUCUCCUCGGUCACCACUCUUAUAGAUCAUGUACAAAAAGUUCAUGAAAAAGGUGGCGUCCGAGCAGGGGUGAAGAAGUUGACAGUCGAUGCCUGCCCAAAGUGUAGUAAAGGAUUUCGUGAUCCAGUGGCUCUUGUGGAGCAUGUUGAGAAGGAGCAUGGUGGUACUUCACGAGCAUAGGUAUAAAUUUUUGCUUUUUACAAAAUGUACUUGAAUUCGAUUGAAUACCGUUCAGGUGGUUUAUACUGACAAAUACAUAUACCUGUUUUAGCAUUAAGUCAAAUUGUUUGCUCUUUUAGUUGUAAGGUUGUACACACAAAUUGUUUUUGUGAAUACUGGGUAUUGUCUCAUUGUUGAUAGCCAAAUGAGCUGUCAGUAAUGCAUUUCUUUGCAGACAUAUUUCUGAUUCUGCUCUCCCUAAUCUGUCCUGGAGAGACCCCUCCUUGUUGUAUGCUACUUUUGUUGGAUAAUGUAGCUGGGGUAACUGGGCCCUGAAAUAUUUACAUCAGUAUGAAAUAUAUUCAUACUAUAAAUACCCCAGGAUGAACACAAACUGGGAAAUUGAGGCUGAUGG
Messenger RNA from Fragaria vesca subsp. vesca, 1464 nucleotides. Its product is annotated as zinc finger AN1 and C2H2 domain-containing stress-associated protein 11-like. The coding region runs from base 192 to 1070 and encodes 292 amino acids. Gene Ontology annotation, molecular function: zinc ion binding. The transcript is spliced from 2 exons. The record is from RefSeq and is a predicted model, not a curated record. NCBI's taxonomy places the organism in Eukaryota, Viridiplantae, Streptophyta, Magnoliopsida, Rosales, Rosaceae. Gene Ontology annotation, cellular component: cytoplasm.